Anastrepha ludens (Mexican fruit fly) is the source of this 1159-nucleotide messenger RNA. RefSeq names its product phosphomevalonate kinase. The transcript has 2 exons. Gene Ontology annotation, biological process: isopentenyl diphosphate biosynthetic process, mevalonate pathway; cholesterol biosynthetic process. The coding region runs from base 340 to 894 and encodes 184 amino acids. Gene Ontology annotation, molecular function: phosphomevalonate kinase activity. Gene Ontology annotation, cellular component: cytoplasm. NCBI's taxonomy places the organism in Eukaryota, Metazoa, Arthropoda, Insecta, Diptera, Tephritidae. The record is from RefSeq and is a predicted model, not a curated record.
CAAUGCGAUUGUUUGUUUUGUUUGUGAAGUGGGCUGUUCAAUAAAUUUAUGCUUUAGUUACUUUGCCCAUAGUUCAAUAAGUAAAAAAAAUAUGUUCCCUGGAAAUUAACCGGAAGUCCACGGUUUCAUUGGCUGCAUCCGUUGACGUCAAAUUGUAUAAAUAAAUAGCAUCUGCUUAAUGAUAAUAAAGUCUCAAUACAAAAGUUCAAAUUUUUCAAAUGCAAAUUAAGCAGCUAACGUGAAAGGAAAACUCUAGCAUUGAGAGCAUAGAGAGUGAAUAGUAAACAGCACACAACUGUAUGCGGCAUCGUUGAACAUCAAUCAAGCUUAAGUGCUAAAAUGGCUGGGAUAAAAAAGAUCUUACUAAUUAGCGGGAAAAGAAAGUCGGGGAAAGAUUACCUUUCUAGCACACUUCAGAAUUUAUUCAGUGAUCGUAGUCAAAUAAUUCAUAUUUCAGCACCCAUAAAGGCUGAGUGGGCAAAGCGACUUAAUCUAAACUUGAAAGAAUUGUUGAGCGAUGGCCCGUACAAGGAAAAAUAUCGGAAAGAUAUGAUCGAAUGGAGUGAUUCGGUGCGUGCCAAAGACUAUGGCUACUUCUGUCGCGCGGCAAUGUUGGAUGCGAAUGCUGAAAUCAUAAUCGUUAGCGACAUACGCCGCAAGUCGGAUAUUAAUUACUUCCGUGAGACUUACGGUCCACUUGUAUUUACUAUACGUAUUAAUGCCAAGGACGAAAUACGUACCGAACGAGGUUGGAUGUUCACAAGUGGUAUCGACGAUGUUGUAUCCGAAUGUGAUUUAGACGAUUAUCAGCAAUGGGAUCUUGUCUUGGAGAACAAUUGUGUGUCAGAUGGCGAGACAUGUAUCAAAGAUAUACGAACGACAUUUGCACUCUAAUAUGAAUACAAGGUGGCGCAAAAUUAUUCACCCUAUCGAAAUUUAUAAUUUUGUAAAUAGUUUCGUACAUAAAUACAAAAAUUAGCAAAAUCAGUCACCUUAUCGAAAGAUUUUUAAUUUUUGUAAAUAGUUGCGUGUACGUCAAACAUAUUUGACACUUGUAAAGUAGACAAACGGACAAGCAUUAGAAGGCGUAAAGGUCAAAAUAAAGAUUUUCAUCACUCAAAAACAUUUAAUUUUUUAUUAAAGUUUUUGAAAAACAAAA